GAGUGUGUGUGUUUUGUUAAUGGGGAAGCCUCUCCGCGCAGCUCUUCCCAGCCGCUCUUUCUUGCCUUGAGGCUCACCCAACCCACCCCUGCGCUACGAGCUGAGUUGAUGCAGCCCGCUGCAUUGUGUAAGACGCGACCUGUUAUGGCCACCACUACUUCCGGGUUCCAGCAUUCUGGUCCAAAUCCACCUCUCCGCCUGUGUGCAACACACACUUUACACACGCGCAGGGGACUUGCAGCAGGCAGCAUCGAUCGUGGCUCCUUUAAGGCAAACUCAGACAGCCUUUUUUUUCUUUUUUCUUUUUUUUUAACCUUCUUCCUCUAGGCUUCUCCAAUUGCUCGGAGGGAAGAGAGAAAAUCUGAUUAGGAAUUAGGACUGAAUCAAGCGAGGGAGAAAGAGAAAGGGGGAGAGGAGGAGGAGGAGGAGGAGGAGGAAGAGGAGGAGAAGGAGGAGGAAAAAAAAGGAAGAAAGGAAGCUUUUAGACCUCUUAUGCUUUUGAUGUUAACAUUUGAGGUGUCCUGACCAGUUGGAAGCACACACAGCGGAGUCUCAUCAUUCAUUCACCACCUUGACAAGCUCGCCUUUGAUUGACAGCUGGAGUGGCAAAAAGUCAUGCGAGUUGGUAGUUGGGUUUGAGAGGCACUUUUUUUUUUUUUUUGGAAAAAAAAAACAGAUUUGGGGGUAAGGAUAUUUCCUUUCUCCCCAUCGCUGUCUUGGAAACCAGAAGGGAAAAGUGUGAGAGACGCAAGGAGGGAAAGAAAGGAAGAAAAGGAGAAAGGAGAAGAGCGAGCGAGAGCGCGUUUCUCUCCCCCUCUCCGCUUUUUUUUUUUUUUUUAAUGCUGAAUGCUCGUGCCGCUUCCCUGAGAUCCAUCUGGCUGAAGACUCCCCUGAUCGGCUGCUCAAGCGACUGGCGACUUUAAAGGAUUCUCCUUUAUUCCUUUUAUUUUGGGGGUGGGUGGGUGGGAGGGAGGGGGAGCGCGUUUUGUUUCUUUUUUUCACACUGGCCCUAAAGAGGAUAUAUUAGAAGUUGAAAAGGAAGGGUGAGAAGCAGGCCGAUGGCGCAAAGGUACGACGAUUUACCCCAUUACGGUGGGAUGGAUGGAGUGGGGAUUCCGAGCACCAUGUAUGGGGACCCCCACGCCGCCAGAUCUAUGCAGCCUGUCCACCACCUCAACCAUGGUCCUCCGCUUCACUCCCAUCAAUACCCGCACACAGCUCAUACAAACGCCAUGCCCUCCAGCAUGGGUUCCUCUGUCAAUGACGCUUUAAAGAGAGAUAAAGAUGCAAUUUAUGGACAUCCCCUCUUCCCACUCUUAGCACUGAUUUUUGAGAAAUGUGAACUAGCGACGUGCACGCCCCGGGAGCCCGGGGUAGCGGGAGGAGACGUUUGCUCUUCUGAAUCUUUCAACGAAGAUAUAGCCGUGUUCGCGAAACAGAUACGAGCAGAAAAACCCUUAUUUUCUUCUAACCCCGAACUGGAUAACUUGAUGAUCCAAGCCAUACAAGUAUUAAGGUUUCAUCUGUUGGAAUUAGAGAAGGUACACGAAUUGUGUGACAAUUUCUGCCACCGGUACAUUAGCUGUUUGAAAGGGAAAAUGCCAAUCGAUUUGGUGAUAGACGAUAGAGAAGGCGGAUCAAAAUCAGACAGCGAAGACAUAACGAGAUCAGCAAAUCUAACAGAUCAGCAGCCUUCUUGGAAUAGAGACCAUGAUGACACAGCAUCCACACGGUCAGGAGGAACGCCAGGGCCCUCCAGUGGGGGCCACACAUCACACAGUGGGGACAACAGCAGUGAACAAGGUGACGGCUUGGACAACAGUGUAGCUUCUCCCAGCACAGGUGAUGAUGAUGAUCCAGAUAAGGACAAAAAGCGACAUAAAAAGCGCGGCAUCUUUCCCAAAGUAGCCACAAAUAUCAUGAGGGCAUGGCUGUUCCAGCAUCUAACACACCCUUACCCUUCAGAAGAACAGAAAAAGCAGUUGGCACAAGACACAGGGCUGACAAUACUUCAAGUGAACAAUUGGUUUAUUAAUGCUAGAAGAAGGAUAGUUCAGCCCAUGAUAGACCAGUCCAACCGAGCAGGCAAGUUUUCAUGUGCCAUGAUCUAUUUCGAAGUUAGUGGAUUUGGAUUGCCGUAUUUCAAUCAAUCCAAGCUGAUAUUCACAAGUUUCUCUUUUUUUUCCCCCUCAGGGCUGCAAAGUAUGCCAGGGGAUUAUGUGUCUCGGGGUGGUCCAAUGGGCAUGACAAUGGGACAAGUUAUACACCACCCCAGAUGCCCCCCCAUCCAGCACAGUGGGACAAGUUAUACACCACCCCAGAUGCCCCCCCAUCCAGCAGAGUUGCAUCACGGCCCCCCCAUGCAUCCUUACCUUUCGGGACACCCCCACCACACAGCAAUGAUGAUGCAUGGUGGACCACCCCACUCUGGAAUGCCGAUGUCAGCGACUAGCCCCACCAUGCUCAAUACAGGAGAUCCAGCAAUGAGUGGACAAGUGAUGGACAUUCAUGCUCAGUAGCUUAAAGGAAUAUACUUUUAUUUUCAUGAAUGGCAAAUUUGAAAUAUUGUCGUUCUACAAUGACUUAAUGGAGUUCCAUUCUUGGCAUCUAAUUUGGACCAAGGAACAAUCCGAUUGUCUUUAUAGGGACCCUGAAAAGCAGGAAAAACACACCAACUGAAGAAGCCAACUUCUGGGGACAAGAAAAAUAACUAUAUAAGGCAACAAGAGUUGAAUAUUGUAAAAUGCUAUUAUUCUGUUAUCCAUAUUACGUUCUUUCUUAUAGAUUUUUUAAGAAAAAAAAUGUGAAUUUUUUUCCACACUAUGUGUGUUGUUUCCAUAACUCUUCACUUCCUGCAGAAGCCUCCUUACAUUAAAAAAAAGCCUUACAGUUAUCCUGCAAAUGACAAAAAAAAGAUUUAUUUGCAGGAGUUUUAGAGCAUUAAAAUAUCUAUGUCAGGCAGAAGAACAUUUCUUCUAUCCUAGGAUUUCAGCCAUGCACUCUGUAUUUCUGGUUUUUUUUUCUCUCUCUCUAUUUCUCUCUCCCCCCUUCUCUUCCCCACCCUCCCUGCCUGGGGCGUGAAUUUGCAUGUCUAUUUCAUUUACUUACCAUAUUUGAAUUGGCCUGAACAGAUGUAAAUCGGGAAGGAUGGGAAAAAGUGCAGUCCUCAACGAUGAUUAAUCAGCUGUUGCAGGCAAUGUCUUAAGGAGACUGGUAGGAGGAGGCAUGGAAACCAAGAGAAAAGUGUGUUUGACCUUAAUUGUCACUUCAGAGCAUCAUUAUCCCCAUGAAGCAGCAGCAGCAGCAGCAGCAGCAACCACCUACAUCACUUCCUGUUUUAUGCCUCUCAAACCAUGAACUGAAGAGUUAUUUUUACUAAGUUGACUUUAUUUUUUUCAGCAAAGCAUCAGUCGUGCAUUUUUCCAUAGUCCCAUCAUGGAGCAUAUAUGUAUACAUUGUAAAUAAAUUUUGUGCAAAAAGGACUGGAAAAAUGAACUGUAUUAUUGCUUUUUUCCCCUCUUUUCUUUCUUUCUUGUUUCUUUCCUUUCCUUUCCUUCUUUCUUUUUGUAAAAGUAGCAGUUUGGUAUGAGUUGGCAUGCAUACAGAUUUACUAAGUGGGAUAAGCUAAUUAUACUUUUGUUGUGGUUAAACAAAUGCUUGUUGAUAGCCUUUUUUCUAUCAAGAAACCAAGGAGCUAAUUAUUAUUAAUAAUCAUUGCACAUUAAGUCUUAGAGUUUCUGACUGAAACUGUUUGGAUUGUACAAUAACUCAAAGCCCAGCUGUAGUAGUUCAAGUGCAGUAAUGAAACUGAAUCUAAAA
This is a messenger RNA of Pseudonaja textilis, 3819 nucleotides long. NCBI's taxonomy places the organism in Eukaryota, Metazoa, Chordata, Lepidosauria, Squamata, Elapidae. The record is from RefSeq and is a predicted model, not a curated record.